Molecule: messenger RNA, 738 nt
Organism: Lampris incognitus (smalleye Pacific opah)
Lineage: Eukaryota; Metazoa; Chordata; Actinopteri; Lampriformes; Lampridae
Product: CAP-Gly domain-containing linker protein 4
Exons: 4
Coding region: 140-535 (131 amino acids)
Source: RefSeq, a predicted model, not a curated record
UGUGUGUGUGUGUGUGCGUGUGCACGCAAUUUCACAUUCAUGAUCUUCAAUCUGUUUUUUUCCAGUUGUUCUCAGAGACUGGAGUGUGUGUGAAGGGAGCCCGUCGAGGCACUCGUAUCAGCGCAGAGGAUCUGAGGUGAUGUCAUCAAGAAGCGACACCUGCCCGAGCAGCUUGUCCGCCAGCCAGUUAUCCUUAUCAUCGGCCUUUGGCUCCAGAUCAGGUUCCUCAACCACCAGCAUGGAUUCCUGGAGGAGCUCCCCGGGUCCUCACCGCGUAUUCGUGCCCCACUCCCCCAUGGACCUGCAGCUGGGCCACCGGGUCAGAAUCAUGCUGCCGUCCGGCCGUAUCAGCACGGGGACUCUCCGUUUCCUAGGGCACCUGCAAGGGGAGCCAGAUAUCCAGCUGGGGGUGGAGCUGGAGACGCCGGAUCACGGCCAGCUAGAUGGCAGCUACAGGGGGCACAGCUACUUUGAAUGCAAGCCUGGCUAUGGUACCUUCGUCCCGUUCAGCAAACUACUGAUGGCCUGGGAGUGACGGAAGCAAAGACGUAUGUUGACUCUCGGUAAAUCCAUCCAUCUGCCUGCUACAAGUAAACUGAUUUUUAAUUGUCGCUCACGCCAUACAACGCCGCAGUGUGGUCAACCUGUACCGAAUCUAAGUCUGAUCAUACAAGUAACGCGUUUUUUUUUUUUUUCAAACAUGUGAACAGACACCAUUUCAGCUGUCACAAUAAAACG